AUGUUGAGCCCAGUGAUGACACCAGAUGAUGAUUCACCUUCAACACCAGAUGGUAUGAUUUUUGCUCAAAUGCCGUGGCAUCCGGGAUUAAAUUCGGCGGCUCGAAGUGCGAGUUGUCUGGUUUUGAAUGAGGUGAGUUAGGGUAACUUCUUGGGUGGUCUUAGAAUUAGAAGCCUCCUACAGUCUUCAGAAGCCUCAAGAAGCCGUUAGAAGCCUCCUAUGGCCUUCUGAAGUCUCCAGAAGCUUCCAAAAGUCUUCAGAAGUUUUCAGAAGCCUUCAGAAGUCUUUAAAAGCCUCAAGAAGCCUUCUGAAGCCUUCAGAAUCCUCAAAAAUCCUUUUUGAAAUUUCCAAAAGCCUAUAAAAAUCUUCAGAAUCCACCUCUGAUAUCAAAAAAAAAUUCAGAUUUCAUCCUAGAGAAAAAAAUUGGUUCCUAGAAAAUCUCAUAAAAAUAAUCACAGAAAAAAUUGUUUCCAGGAAUUUUUGGAUAAAAAAAUAUGAAAAAAUAUAAUUUUUGAUGACAUCAUAAAUUUCCAAAAAAAAAAUCCGAAAUUUAAUUAUAGGUUACUUUUUGGGUGGUCUAAAAAUCUAGGCUUGAGAUUUUUAGGUUUUUAGGCUUCCGGAGGAUUCUGCAAGCUUCCAAAGACUCUAGAAGGCUUCUUAUUUUUCAACCUGAAUUUCUAGAAUUCUUCUUGGGUGGUCCCAUAUUCUGAAACCAUAAAUUUUUGUCUUAAAAUCGCACCUAAAGCUCAUUCAAACGUAUUUAAGUUCACUAUGGCAACGUGCUCUAAAAAAACUUGAUAAUGUCUCGUUUUCCCCAAUUUUUUCAAAUCUUUUUUACCCAAAAAAAAAUAUCUAUAGAGCCGCAAAAAUCGUAAAAAAUCCAUAUUUCCCUUACACACUACAAAUUUCUAUUUUUUUCCGCUGCUGCUCAAUUUUUCUUGUCGGCUGCGCCCUAAGCUCCUCCUCUCUUGUGAAGCACAAAAAAACGGAUUUCAGACAUUUUCAGACGGUGAUUUUUCAUUUAUUCAUGGGUUUGAGAUGGUGAGUUAAUAUGAGCAGUCUUUAUAACAUGAGUAAUAAAAAUGUUUAAUUUUAGAAUAGUAUAAUUCUUAUUAUUAUGAUAAAGGAUAAUCCGAAAACGCCUACAAAAAUAAUAAUAAUUUUUUUUUUUGAGAAAGAUUAGUCUAAGCCGUGUCAAAAUCUUGUUCCCCCCAAAAAAAUAUUUUUUUGUUCAUUUUCAUUUUCCUCUUCCCUAAAAACUUUUUAGUGAAAUUUGAGCAUUGCUCAUAUUAGGUUACUCAAAAAUGUUACACACAAAUUUUUGCAGAGCGAUAGAAGUGGUGGUGGUUGUGAUGAGCAACAAGUUGGCUCGGGGGGCUCAGGAGAUCAGAGGAAAACUGUCAAUUUUCGGGAACCUGGUGAGUUUACUUCGUGGGUGGUCUAGGGAAAGUACACUAGGCUCCGCCUCCCGAUAAAUUUUUUUUUUUUGAAUAAAAAUGGGCGGAGCUUAUUACUAUCAGAAAAUUUUCAGAGUAAAAAUUCAUUUCUUUUUCAAAAAGUGCACAGGCUCCUCCAAAAUGGGCGGAGCCUAUUACUUAUUCAUUUUCAGAGUAUUUUUUUUUUCUUGAAAUUUUUUUUAAUUUCCUUCGGUUUAAAGGCUGUAGAAAGUUUUCUAAAAGUUUUUUUUGAAAGUUUUUAGCUUACCUUCAAAAAAAAAGUUCUCACAAACGUCACCAGAAAAAAAAUGAAAAAAAUAGAAAAAAUAUAUAUAAUUUUUGUGGAUAAGAAAAUUGUAAACAAGAUAUAUAUUUCUUUUUUUUGGCUGAUAUUAUUAUGAUUAGUGGGGAUUUAUUUGGCGCCAAAUAAAAAAAAUAUGUUUUUUGUUGUUGUUGUUAUGGAGAGGAAAAUUUUGAAUUUGAAUUUGGAAUUUAAUAAAAGUUCUAAGCUUAAGCUUUAGUCCUAAAAUUUAAGUUUAAGCUCCAAAGUUUCAGACUUAGCCUAACUUUUCAAAAAAAUCCAAUCAAAAAUCAAUAAUUCUUGCAGAACUCGGCGCUUCCAAUGAAAAUCAACAACUAAAUCACGAUUUCGAGGUAAAUUGAAGCCACAUGUUUUCGUUCUUGUUUCAAAAAAAAAAAGAUUUUUCCGAAAUUUUUCAUUUUUCUCAUUGAUUUUUUGUGUUGCAGGAGCAGACUCGUAAAAUGUCAUUAGUUGGAAAACCAUUGACUUAUAAGAAUUACAGUACUGAUCAGAAGUUUCGAAGAAUGCAGACUAGGAUGCACAAUUUUUUGGAGCGGCCAAGGGGUUGGCAGGCCGCUUCUUAUCAUUUGGCUGUGUGAGUUUUUUGGGCGGGCUUUUUAGGCUUUUCUGGGCUUCUGGGGGCUUCUGGAGGCUUCUGUAGACAUUUAGAGGCUUCAGAAGGCUUCCCAAGGCUUCCAAAGCCUUCCAUAGGCUUUCCAAAAUAAUAUUCCAAAAAAUUUGAACUUCUAGCCUACGUCAAAGAAAAAGUAAAGCUACCGUAAUCCAAAAAACCCCUUUUUUGUAUCCCAAAAAAAUACUAAUAAAGUACAAAAGUGUUUCCAUAGCUACAGUACUCUGCACCUGUUUUUCUGAACUCUCAGCCUACGUCAGCAAAAAAGUAAAGCUACCGUACUCCCAGAAAAAUAUAUUUUUUGUAUCCAAAAAAAAAGUACAUUUUUGUUUGAGCAGAAAAAAUGCUACCGUAAUCUAAUAAUCCUCUGGAAAACUAAUAAAGUACAUCACAUCAGGAAAAAAGAAGCUACAGUACCCCCCGAAAAACUACAGUACUCUAAAAAAAAGGAGAUUUUCAGGUUGCUAAUGGUCCUAAUGUGUUUGGGGCUUUCUGUUUUUUCAACAAUGCCAGAUUUUGAAGAGCAAGCUACAUGGAUUCUUUAUCAUUUGGUGAGUUUAGAAAAAAACUUCUUGGGUGGUCCGGGACCACCCAAGAAGUUAUAACUAAAACCUAAUUUUUUAGGAAUUCAUAUUCGUAAUCUGGUUAGCAACCGAAUAUUUUUGCCGCGUUUGGUCGGCAGGUUGCCGCUCGCGGUAUCGCGGGAUCUCAGGUCGCAUCAGAUUUGCGACAAGUGCCUAUUGUGUGAUUGAUAUCAUCGUGAUUCUCGCCUCAAUUACAGUACUAUGUAUCGGAGCCACCGGUCAAGUUUUUGCGGCGUCUGCGAUUCGCGGCUUGCGAUUUUUUCAAAUUUUGCGAAUGUUGAGAAUUGAUCGCAGAGCUGGGACUUGGAAAUUGCUUGGAAGUGUUGUUUGGGCUCAUAGACAGGUAAAUUUGGAGAUUUUUUCAGACCGGAUUUUCAGACUGAAGAAGUAUCCUUAUUUAGACUCAAAAAAAUCUAGAUUUUCAGGCUGAAAAUUCAAGGCUUUUCAAAUUUAAACAGCAGCUCAGAAAAGCUCAAAAAAUCUGGAAUUCCAGAUUCAAAAUAUAGGCUUAUUUGGACUCAAAAAAUCUAGAAUUUCAGAUCUAAAAAAUAGACUUAUCUGAACUCAGAAAAUCUCUAGCUUUGUAGAAAAACCAGAAGGGCUCCGCCGGCUAUCGCCGGCUCCUCCUUCUGGGCUGUCGUGGCUUCGCGUUCAGUAUUCUUUUGAAAAACAGUUCGUUUCUCUGAAGUCCUGUUAGGAAAUUGAGAUUUUGUCCAAUUUGUUGAGAAACCGAAAAUAUGUAUCAACAAUAUGCGAUAUGUUCACUUUUUUUGAACCUAUCUAAGCUUUUAAUAAAAUCACGAACAGUGUUAUUUGAGCUACUUUUUCUGACACGCCGCCCUAAUCUUUCUCAAAAGCUGGUGAAAAAUCACGUGAAUGCCAAACACAACCUUAAGCCUAACAAAAACAAAAUUUUCAAAAAACUAUCCCAAUCCCAAAUAGCCGCAGUCUGGAAGCCUGCGCCUAAUCUCUCUCGCAGCUUGAAAAAUUUUUGACCCAGGAAUGUCUGCUAAGUCGGUUGAAAUUUUGAGAAUUUUAAUCGUUUUGAAGACCCAUUUCGCAAGAAUAAAAAAAUCUCGGGCCGAUUUUUUUCGAUGACAAAAAAUCUCGGGUUGAUUUUUUUCGAUGACAAAAAAUCUCGGGUUGAUUUUUUUCGAUGACAAAAAAUCUCGGGCCGAUUUUUUUCGAUGACAAAAAAUCUCGGGUUGAUUUUUUUCGAUGACAAAAAAUCUCGGGCCGAUUUUUUUCGAUGACAAAAAAUCUCGGGCCGAUUUUUUUCGAUGACAAAAAAUCUCGGGCCGAUUUUUUUCGAUGACAAAAAAUCUCGGGCCGAUUUUUUUCGAUGACAAAAAAUCUCGGGCCGAUUUUUUUCGAUAAUCAUAAACUCGUGCCGAUUUUUUUCGAUGACAAAAAAUCUCGGGUUGAUUUUUUUCGAUAACAAAAAACUCGGGCCGAUUUUUUUCGAUAACAAAAAACUCGGGCCGAUUUUUUUCGAUGACAAAAAAUCUCGGGCCGAUUUUUUUCGAUAAUCAUAAACUCGGGCCGAUUUUUUUCGAUGACAAAAAAUCUCGGGUUGAUUUUUUUCGAUAACAAAAAACUCGGGCCGAUUUUUUUCGAUGACUAAAAAUCUCGGGCCGAUUUUUUUCGAUGACAAAAAAUCUCGGGCCGAUUUUUUUCGAUGACAAAAAAUCUCGGGUUGAUUUUUUUCGAUGACAAAAAAUCUCGGGCCGAUUUUUUCCGAUGACAAAAAAUCUCGGGCCGAUUUUUUUCGAUAAUCAUAAACUCGGGCCGAUUUUUUUCGAUGACAAAAAAUCUCGGGUUGAUUUUUUUCGAUAACAAAAAACUCGGGCCGAUUUUUUUCGAUGACAAAAAAUCUCGGGCCGAUUUUUUUCGAUGACAAAAAAUCUCGGGCCGAUUUUUUCGAUGACAAAAAAUCUCGGGCCGAUUUUUUUCGAUGACAAAAAAUCUCGGGUUGAUUUUUUUCGAUAACAAAAAACUCGGGCCGAUUUUUUUCGAUGACAAAAAAUCUCGGGCCGAUUUUUUUCGAUGACAAAAAAUCUCGGGUUGAUUUUUUUCGAUGACAAAAAAUCUCGGGCCGAUUUUUUUCGAUGACAAAAAAUCUCGGGUUGAUUUUUUUCGAUAACAAAAAACUCGGGCCGAUUUUUUUCGAUAACAAAAAACUCGGGCCGAUUUUUUUCGAUGACAAAAAAUCUCGGGCCGAUUUUUUUCGAUAAUCAUAAACUCGGGCCGAUUUUUUUCGAUGACAAAAAAUCUCGGGUUGAUUUUUUCGAUAACAAAAAACUCGGGCCGAUUUUUUUCGAUGACUAAAAAUCUCGGGCCGAUUUUUUUCGAUGACAAAAAAUCUCGGGCCGAUUUUUUUCGAUGACAAAAAAUCUCGGGCCGAUUUUUUUCGAUGACAAAAAAUCUCGGGCCGAUUUUUUCGAUAAUCAUAAACUCGGGCCGAUUUUUUUCGAUGACAAAAAAUCUCGGGUUGAUUUUUUCGAUAACAAAAAACUCGGGCCGAUUUUUUUCGAUGACAAAAAAUCUCGGGCCGAUUUUUUUCGAUGACAAAAAAUCUCGGGCCGAUUUUUUCGAUGACAAAAAAUCUCGGGCCGAUUUUUUUCGAUGACAAAAAAUCUCGGGUUGAUUUUUUCGAUAACAAAAAACUCGGGCCGAUUUUUUUCGAUGACAAAAAAUCUCGGGCCGAUUUUUUUCGAUGACAAAAAAUCUCGGGCCGAUUUUUCGGAAGAAAGAGGGUAUUCUCAAACUCAAGCUUCAAAAAUCAAAACCUCUAAAGUUUUGAAAACCACACUUUUUUUCAUAACUUAUCUUUCUUCCAAGAAUUCAUUUCUUUUUUCGAAAGCCUUUCCAUUUCUAAUCCUCUCCUCUCCUGUUCAGAGCCUCAAUUUCCGAGCUUGAAAAGAGAACCUAACACAAAUCAUAACUCACAAUCAUCGAUAUAAACAAUAAUCUCUUCUUCUAGUCAAAUAAAUUAUUCCACAUCUGGAAAUUUGAGGAAGUUAUCACUUCAUCAUCUAUAGUAGUUUGACUUACUUUUUGAUGAUUAUUUUAUUCCCUAGUUAGGCAAAGGGAAACAUCGAGAAAUGACCAAAAAUAUUUGACUAUUUCUCAGUAAUAGAAAGAUCAGAUAAGAAACGUGUUCUGAUAUUUUUUACGAAUAAAAACGUGAUCAUUCUUUUUUUCAUGAAAAAAGUUUUGAAUUUUCACGUAAAAACUCGCGCACUUUUUGAACAAAUCAAUAUUAGCGCAUCGAUGGGAUAGAAUUUGGGAUAGAAUGGUGGAGGUCCCAUGAAAAAUGGCCUUCUGGAAGUUGAGUUAUCGCGAUGGACAGGUUUUAUUUUCAAAAAAUACAUUGAGUUUUUCAAACUUUUACCGCUCCGCGCACCCCUGAGAGAGUCAAAUUAAAAAGAUUAGCUAGCCCACCAAGGUGCCAAAAUUUGCAAACUUUUCAUUUUUUGAUCAUCAAUUUUCGUGAUCGUUGAAGGUAUGAACGGGGCCUGGACAAACUAUUCAGUUUCCAAUUAGUAUAUAGUAGAUCAGACUGUGAAUCUCAAGAUCUUAGUCUAUUUAGGCUAACAAAAAUCAGAAUUUUCAGGCAUCCUCAAUUUCAGUCAAAUUUAUCUAAACUUUAAAAAAAUCUAGAAAUCCAGAGAAAAAUUCACAAGAAUACAGGAUAAACUAAAUGAAUUACUCCGAUCAUUUUUAAAAUUCUCCGAUUUUCCUCUCUCAAAUUUGACUUCUCAAAAACAAUUUCCCACCAAAAAAAAACGCAACUAACCUGCUCAUUUUUGUCGUUGUCGCUAGCCAAGCCAAAAAAUACAAGAAUGACAAUAGAAACAUUGUGCAACACACACACACAUGUAAAUUAUACAAUCUAGGUCAAAAAACCACGCCCCUUUUGGAUGCCUUCCCAAAAAACAUGUGUGUGUUUGUGUGUUGCAUAAGAAAAGGGGGAAGACCAAAAGACUAAAGUGUAGUCAAGGUGUUUUUUGUUUUUUUUAUUUUUUUGUGGGAAUUUUGGGCUCUGUGGGUUUUUUAAGGAACAAAUCUAAUUUUUUCUUUAGUAAAAAUAAUUCUUAUUCUAUUUUUUUUCUUUAUUUUAAUUUAAUUUGAAUUUCAAAGAUAAGGACUAUAACUAAAUUUUUUUGUGUCUAGAUUUUUAAAAUUAAAAAUUUACAAGCUUUGAAAUCUUACCGUACUCUCAAAAACCUUUCCAAAUUCCCCCUUUUUCCAGGAACUUCUCACAACUGUCUACAUUGGUUUUCUUGGUUUGAUCUUUUCAUCUUUCUUGGUGUAUUUGUGCGAGAAGAACACCAAUGACAAAUAUUCGACAUUUGCUGAUGCUUUAUGGUGGGGUGUGGUGAGUUUUUUGGGGGAUUUUGGUGUCCAAAAAUCUAGAAAAUUUUUUGAUGACGUCAUAAUGAGUUUUGUGUGUGUUAAAAAUGAUUAUGAGUGGAUUCUUGUGCAUUUUCAGUGUCUGAAACCUUGUAUUUAUGACGUCACAUAUAAUUUUAGGUGAUUUUUGAUGUAUGAAAAUAAUUCAUGACGUCAUAGAUUUUUUUCAAAAAAAAAAAUGACAUAAUAAGAAAAUAUGUAGUAUCCGAAAAAUGAGAAAGAAAAUUUUGUUCUGAAAUUUUGAUAAUGAAAUUUUCCAGAUAAUCUUUCUGAAAAAAAAUUUCCAGAAAACCUUUUUCACAAUAAUUUUAAAAAUAUAAAAACCUAGGCUUAUUUAGCCUCGAAAAAUUCACAUUUUCAGACCUGAAAAUUUCAAGCUCCAGAAUCCCAAUAUUUCAGACGGAAAACUAGAAUAAUUCAAAUCUGCAAAACCUAGAUUUCCAGCCAAAAACCCAGGCUUUAUCAUGCUCAAAAUCAGGGCUUAAACAAUUUUCAGCACAAAAACCUUCCAGCCCAAAAAUGUUUAUUUUCAGAUCACCCUUUCAACCGUCGGCUACGGUGACAAGACGCCCGAAACGUGGCCGGGAAAAAUCAUCGCCGCCUUCUGCGCUCUUCUCGGAAUCUCAUUUUUCGCCCUCCCAGCCGGAAUUUUAGGAUCAGGAUUCGCUUUGAAGGUUCAACAACAUCAGCGACAAAAACAUUUGAUCAGGAGAAGAGUUCCGGCUGCUAGAUUAAUCCAAUGUUUGUGGAGACAUUAUUCAGCGGCUCCCGAAUCGGUAUCUCUUGCCACGUGGAAAAUUCAUUUGGCUCAUGAGAUGGCACCGAUUGUCAAGUUUACACCGAAUGGAAGUAAUAAUGCGACUGGUUUGAUUAAUCGACUUAGGCAAAGUACUAAAAGUGAGUUGGGAUAAGUCUGAGAAGCCUUGGGAAGCCUUGAGAAGCCUUGGAAAGCCUUGGGAAGCCUUGGGAAAGCCUAAAAAGCCUUAGGAAUCCACAAGAAGCCUUAGGAAUCCUUAGAAAUCCUUAGAAAGCUCUGAAAAGCCUUGGGAAAGCCUAACAAGCCUUCAGAAGCCUUAGGAAAGCCUGAAAAAGCCUUACCUUCAGCCUAAGCUUGUUUUUUCCGAAUUCAAAAAACUUUCGAACAAUAAAAAAUAAAAAAAAUUUGCACUUUUUUCUGAAAACGUCACACAUAACAUUUCAAUUUUCUGAAAUUAAUUAUAGAUUUCAUGAAAUUUUUUCAUGGCUGACAGAAAUAAAUUGUUUCAGACUUUGAAAUUUUCAGAAAAAAAUGGGGAUCUCAAAAACUAUUUUUUGAAAAUUUUUAUUUUGAAAUUUCAAAAUUUGCUUAUUAACAUGAGCAAUCCUUAGGCUCUAGGUUGUCUAGACUCUCUAGGCUCUCUAGGCUCUCUAAAUUUCUAACUCUGAUCUCUGAAAUUUCCAGGAAGUCCACAUCAACCAUCAACAUCAACAAUCCAAAACAUCCCAAUGACAACAAGAAAUCUAAUGGUGCCCCGAACACACGACAACAUCUCGCUGGUCUCCACAUCCGACAUCUCGGAAAUCGAGCAACUCGGUGCUCUCGGCUUCUCACUUGGUAGGUUUCGAGUCAGUUAAGACGCUAUAGGUAUGUUUGAAGGAGGCUGGAAAUCGAAGCGCGACAACAAGUACGGUCAGAGUAGUAGUAGCACGGCGAAUCGACGUGUCAUGGAUGAUUCGAUGAUUCGAGGUGGAAGUUCGAGUGGUGGAGGUGGGAAUAAUGGACAAUCGAGCAGUGGAAAUGGCGGCAAUAAUAAUUUUGAUGGUGAGUUUUGGUUUAGAUGGGAACCUUUUUUUACUCAACUUUUUGAAGGCUUUUGAAAUUGUGCUAGAGAGCGAGAGAGUUAGAGAACCUAGAGAGGCUAGAGAGCAUAGAGAGCUUAGAUUAAGAUAAUGUUAGCUAUCAAAUUUCGAAGCAUUGCUCAUGUUAAAAUACAAUUUUAGCGAAAAUUUUUGAAAAUUGUAAUCAUAAAAAAAUUAUAGCUAUGUAUAUUACUCUCAGGAGAACGACCGCGAAAUCUGCGCGAAAAGCGGGGUCUCUGCGAUUCGCUCAACCUUCGCGGGAGAAUCACGCGUUUCGCACAAACCUCGCGCAAUCUGAGCCUCGGUCGACUGGACGUCGCGAAAUUUGCGCGAACUGCGGGGAACUUCGCGUUUCGCGGAAAUUUCGCGGGCUUCCUCGACCGAAUUGGAGCGUUUCGCGACAUUUUUGCGCAGUAGCAUGGCAUAUAAAAAACAUUUUCGCUAUUCGCGUCACGUGCGCGCAUGGUCAAGUGGGUAAAACAAAUGUAUUCGAGGUGAGAGGUUGUGGGUUCGAGGUUGGGUGAGUGUGAUAAAUACAAAUGAUGAUCACCUGAAUGUGAGGAUCGAUCAUGAUGACAUUUUGUUUUGAAAUUGAGAGGACACCGCGAAAUUUACGCGAAACGCGAUAAUGAAACCGCGAAAUUUACGCGAAACGCUGUAACAACACCGCUAAACCGCGGCGGAUGCGCGGCGUUUUAGCGGACUUCUGGGGUUCGCGUUUCGCGCGGAUCUCGCGGUCGUUCUCCUGAGCUCAUAUUAAAAAUUCUUACCCAAAAUCUGGGGUUUCUCAGGCAUUGCUCAUGUUAGUAAUCAAAAAUCAAAGGAUUAGGAACAAACAUUUUUUUUUGAAUUUUUGAGGAGGGCUUAAGAGUCAGAGGGUUAGAGUAUUAGAAAUCAUUGCUCAUGUUAGUUAUUGAAUUCAAAAUCAUUGCUCAUUUUAAGAAUUAUUACCCGAAAUCUAAGGACUGUUCACAGCAUUUUUUUCUUUCUGAACAGCCAUUGCUCAUAUUAGUUAUCAAUAGUGAGCAAAACAUUUUCUGGAAUUUUUCGGGAGAGUUAGAGAUGCAGAGUUUUAGAAGGCUAGAGAGGUUAGAGAGGCUAGAGAGGCUAGAGAGCUCCGACAUUUCAUUGACACUUCAAAAUUUUAGUAAAAAAGGUUCAGUGUUCAAAGUUUUUGUGUAUUUGUGUACGAUUUUUGCAUGAUUUAACAAAAUUGAAAAAAAACCUUACUAACUAAAAUGUCCCAAAAUUUGUCUGUAAAAAAAUCUUAAAAAACCUCAAUGAAGAUGUUCGCCGCCGUUCACGCCGUUCAGUUUCACUUUGUCGUGGCGAUUGCUCUCACCUUGCACCCAUCUCACACCAAUCAACAUCAUCGGCCGCCUCCACACCAAACGCCUUGAUCGACGGUGACGUCAUCGGCGACUACUCGCUAAUGAUGGCACCAAUCUACUCAUGGUGUGAACAAAUGGUGAAACGCAACAAUACACCGGUGGAUGAUGGUGUGUGGAGCCAAUUGACGACUUGUGCAAGGCCUAGAGCUGCUCCAGAAGAGGAUUUAAUGGAUGGUAAGAGUUUGGACUUGGACUUGGAGUUGAGAUUUUCUUAAAGGCGCAUGAGAAUUUAUCCCUCCCGGAAACCCACUAGAAUUUUCGAAUUAAAAAAGCAUGUGGAUUUUUUUUCUUGGUUUGCGUCUCUAACUCUUCUGGAUUAAAAAAUGUAGGUCAGAGGUUACUGUAAUUUUGAAUUCCUGGAAAUUUUUCAAGGUUACUGUAGAUCAAAAUUCACUAUUUUGGUUAGAACUUUUCAAGGUUACUGUAGCUCAAGAUUUAUAGAUUUGAACCAAAAUUUUUCAGGUUACUGUAGAUCAAAACUCACUAGAUUUUUAUGUAAUUUUUUGUAAGUCCUUGAAGCUUGUCAGGGUUACUGUAGAAUUACUGUAACUCAAAAUUAUCCUUUUUGUGCACAGAAUUUUUAAAAAAGAUUACUGUAACUUUGAAUUUAUUAGUUUUGUACAGUUACUGUAGCUUCAAAAAAUAAUACGGUAUCUAGUAAAAUAUUCCAAAAAUAGAAAAAAAAUGUUUCAAAAUGAAGAUUUUUCGCGCCGAAUUUUCAUGGGUACUGUAUUUUAAAUCAAAGUUUCAAAAGUUUUCCCAAUUUUUUUGCUUCAUAUCAGUUUUUUUAAGUUUCAGUGUGAUUUUUUUUUUCGGUUAAGCCCUGGGUUCUGGAAUUUUCUACCCUCUGAAAAUCCAAUUUUUUGCAGAAGAAGAAAACAUUGGUUAUCAACCUCAAUCAAUCGAUGAUUUUACACCAGCCUUGCGAAAUGCCGUGCGAGCAAUUCGUCGCAUUCAACUUCUGGUAGCCCGAAAAAAAUUCAAAGAAGCUCUGAAACCCUAUGACGUCAAAGAUGUGAUUGAACAAUAUUCAGCUGGUCAUGUCGAUUUGCAAAGUCGUGUAAAGACUGUGCAAACAAAGUUGGAUAUUAUUUGUGGAAAAAAUAUUGAGAAAUUGGAACCCAAGACUUCAAUGUACAGUAGAUUGAUGACUUUGGAAUCGACUGUUGAAAAAAUGGAUAAAAAAUUGGAUUUGAUGGUUGAGAUGAUGAUGGGAAGAAGGAUUAGUAGACAACCAACGGCUUGUCAGCCGAGCUCAUCGAGACAUGAGUGAGUUUGGGGAUUUGGGCUUAAAAAUCCAGAGGUUUUGAGCCCAGAUAAGCCUAGACUUCAAGUUUGAGAAUCCGGAUUUUUUGAGCCUAAAUAAGCCUAGACUUCAAGUUUAAGAAUCCGGAUUUUUUGAGCCUAGAUAAGCCUAGACUUCAAGUUUAAGAAUCCGGAUUUUUUGAGCCUAGAUAAGCCUAGACUUCAAGCAUGGAAAUCCGGAUUUUUUGAGCCUAAAUAAGCCUAGACUUCAAGUUUAAGAAUCCGGAUUUUUUAAGCCUAGAUAAGCCUAGACUUCAAGUUUGCAAAUCCGGACUCUUUGAGCCUAGAUAAGCCUAGUUUUGGCCCAGAAAAUAUGAAUUUUUUCAAAGUUUCAGACUGAUUAAUGGACUUAAAAUAACCAAGUUUUCAAGCUCAAAAAGUCAAUAUUUUCAGGCUUGAUAACUAGGCCUAUUUAUACUCAAAAAUCCAGAUUUUUAAGCCUGAAAAUCUAGGCCUUUUCAAACUCAAAAGUCAAUAUUUUCAGGCUUUGAAAUCAAGGCUUUUCAAGCCUGAAAAGCUAGGCUUCCGUGCCUGAAAAUAUCUGAAACUAACCAAAUUUUUUCCAGCGAACUCGACCGUGAAAAUAGCAGAUCCCGUCGAUCUGUAGCCUCGUGUGAAAUGGAAAUGUUCACCGCCCGAUCACAUUCACCUUCAGCUAUAACUUCAGAACCUCGAACCGAAAUCGAAAUCGAUGAGAGAGAAACUUUUGAAGAUAUUGAUGAAACUACUCCACUUGAUUCCUGA
This is a messenger RNA of Caenorhabditis angaria, 12647 nucleotides long. The record is from the annotation of a GenBank genome assembly. NCBI's taxonomy places the organism in Eukaryota, Metazoa, Nematoda, Chromadorea, Rhabditida, Rhabditidae.